Molecule: messenger RNA, 1080 nt
Organism: Durio zibethinus
Lineage: Eukaryota; Viridiplantae; Streptophyta; Magnoliopsida; Malvales; Malvaceae
Gene: MEE59
Product: maternal effect embryo arrest 59
Source: RefSeq, a predicted model, not a curated record
UAUAUGCCAUAGGUUGCCGACCCACUCCAUCACCGAGAGUCGGUAUUCUCAUUCUCUUCUCUAUAAAUAAAAACAGGAUACCAUUAACAGCAACAAGAAAGAACAAAACAACGCAAAGAAAAUAAAAGUUUAAAAAUCAAAGAUCAAGAUGGUGGGUCAAUGGACCGUGUCUAAACCAAGCCGGAGUGAUGAAGUUUUGGACGCAGAUCAACAGCAACAAAUCACCAAUCAGGUCAGAGCUCAGUUCGAUUCCUUGGCCCCAAAACGACCCACCAAGCCCAACAGGAGUGAACCUGAUUUAGCAACCAUCACCUCCAAUCUCCCUCCAGCUGUAGACAAAAACAUACCCGAGCUCGACAAGUUACGGUCUCUUCAAUCUCAAUCUCAUAUUUCGGCGGGAGGGGAUAUUAUGGUACAAGAUGAAUUUGUGGAGACACAAUAUUACAGGGAGAUGGAUUCCAUUGACAAAGAACAUCACAGGACAGGAAGCGGGUUUAUAAGAGUGAUGACAGAAGGAGGUGAAGGAAAUGGAUAUGAUAUUCAAUUGGAAAACGGCCAGGGUGCUGAAAAUGUAGUCAACAGGCCAAUUUUCAAAAGCAACCCGGCAACAAAUGACUGGAUUCCUAACAUUGAGGAAGAUCAGGUCUUUGUUUCUUCCAAGCCUAAUCGAAGUGAGGGUUGUUAGAUCUACACAGAUGUACCAACUUUGCUUCAAUCAUAAUUGUCGUAGUCCUGGAACAGGGAAAUUGGAUAAGGAUAGUUUGGUGGAACGAUUAGAACAUUGACUUGAAUAAUAAUUAAAGUACUCAUUCAUAUUCUACAUUGAUCUUUCCCCUCAAGUUGUUGCAAUGAAAAGUUGAUUUAUUAAUUGAGAAAUGGGAAGGUAAAUGCGAAAUCAUGAACAGCAAUGAAAUUCCUAUACCUAGGCCAACUAAUCAAUCCACGGCGCUUGAAUUUGAAGCCUACUUUCUUGUUAAAGUUUUCAUUCUUAUAGAUAUGCCAUAAUUAAAAUAUAAUCAACUAGUAGCUACUAACUUUUACUCUUUUCCAUUUUUUAUUUUUCUUUUUUUUGAAAACUUG